This is a messenger RNA of Vigna radiata var. radiata (mung bean), 1584 nucleotides long. RefSeq names its product U-box domain-containing protein 9-like. The coding region runs from base 209 to 1555 and encodes 448 amino acids. Lineage: Eukaryota; Viridiplantae; Streptophyta; Magnoliopsida; Fabales; Fabaceae. The record is from RefSeq and is a predicted model, not a curated record. Gene Ontology annotation, biological process: protein ubiquitination. Gene Ontology annotation, molecular function: protein binding; ubiquitin-protein transferase activity. Gene Ontology annotation, cellular component: nucleus; cytoplasm. The transcript is spliced from 2 exons.
ACAAUAUAAAAUCCAAAAUUAAACUUUCUUUAGAAUACAUUUAAAUUAAUUUUAAAAUCAUAAAAUGCAUAGCAUACAGAAUUUAAGAGUUUUUUUAAAAUCAUAAAAUGGAGACUGCCUAUAAAAUGAGUUGGCUUCCCCCAUUUGUCUUCAUUCACUCACUCUUUCCCUCUCAUUCUUUCUAGCAAAUUCUGAUUCCUGUUCUGCAAUGGCCAACACGGAGGAGGAGCUAAAGCAAAAUUUAAAGGAACUGAUCGAAAGUAUCGUUGACGGUGAUGAUUACACCGUUCAGACUGCGGACAAUGCUAUCCGUGCUCUUUCUGCGCUCAAAGUUUUGAAGCGCCCCGCUUCUCCCGUUCCUCCACACUUUCGAUGCCCUCUCUCCGGUCACUUGAUGACAGAUCCUGUUAUCUUGGCCACUGGACAGACUUUUGAUCGUCCAUUAAUCCAGAGAUGGCUGAAUGAUAUCCUCCGACUUUACCCUGAGAGCCAUGUUGUUCUCAAUCGCUGUUUGCUCUCUCCCAAUGUCUUGCUUCAAGGCAUGAUUUCAGAGUGGUGCAAAGACAAGGGAAUUUACCUGCCAAAGCCCGUUUUUAACGUUCACGACGAACAACUAACCGAGGCACUAAGACACCGUUUGCAUCCUCUGCUCUUCAAGCUGUCACUGUCAGUCUCUGAGCAGAAAGAAGCUGCAAAGGAGCUUCGUCAGUUAGCAAAAACAAUGUCCGUUCGAGCACUCUUUGGGACCAGACAAAUGAUUCAGCUUUUGUUGCGUCCGUUAUCAUCCGAAGCUCCUCUGGACCCUGAACUCCAAUAUGAUUUGAUCGCAGCUAUUCUGAACCUCUCAAUACUCGACUCGAACAAGAGGUUGUUGGCAGAAAACGAAAAACUCAUUGCCUUUCUCAUUGAUUCGUUGAAAUCCGGAGCAGUUCAAACAAGAAGCAUUGCAGCUGCAGCUCUUUCCUCGAUGUCAUCUCUUGAUUCGAACAAGCAAAUAAUUGGAAGGUCUGGAGCUAUAAAGUACUUGGUGGAUUUACUUGAAGAGGGAGACCCAUUAGCCAUGAUAGAUGCUGGAUCAGCCUUGUUCAGACUAUGCUGUGCUCGUGAAAAUAUAGUGAGGACCGUGCGAGAAGGGGUAGUGCAGAUUAUUCUUGGGAAGCUCGUCAACCAUAUUCUUGUUGAUGAUCUUGUUGAUGAGUUGGUAUCAAUAUUGGCACUUCUUGCUACACAUACUAUAGCAGUUGAAGCGUUGGUGAAUCAUGGCGGUGUCCGUUUCUUGCUUGAUAUCUUGAGGAAGACCACAGUAGAACGCGUCAAGGAAAACGCUGCAGUAAUUCUACAUCUAAUCUGUUACCAUAAUAGAGAAAAAAGGGAGGAAAUUAAAGAGGAAGAACUGGCCAACCGCACAAUCUCAAAUGUUGUUCAAAACGGGUCCGAGACGGCUAGAAGGAAAGCUAAAUCCAUCCUUGACUGUCUUCGUAUAGGUAAGCCCACUUCUCAGAACAAUCCAAAUCCAAAUCCAAAUCCAGAUCCAAACCCAAACCCAAAUCCGUGACUUUCUUCUCUAAAAUUUCCAUCCCUUAU